GUUGAAGAAAUCCGGCAACGGAUCGCGGAAACCGACGAGACGUCCGAAGGAUGUCAGGAUCUAAUCGAUCGCGCCAGCCACUUUUUCCGAAGUAUCGAAUACGAAUGCGACAAACAACCACCGGGCGGCAUGCCGACGACUGACGAUGGAAACGUUCAAAAAUUGAUCGAGCAAGUAGAAAGUUGGUUGGCGAAGCUGACUGAAAACGACCGCGAUGUGCCGGCGCGGGGCACCACCACGGAGGACGGCAACGACGAUGAUAUUCGCAGUCGCUUCAACACGUGCCAAGCAGCCGGCCGAAUCGUUUUAGAGAAAUUGAAAGCCACUCUCUCGACCGCCGCUGAGAUUUCUAAUGAAUUAAACACUGCCCGGAGCAAAGGAGGCAACGGACGGACGACUUCCAGUGACAAUGGAAACGGAAACAACUUCGUUUCCGAAUCGAGUGUUUCAGCGGCAGUCGGGGUUUCACCGAACGAAAAAACUGGUCACGAGAAGCCUUCCACAUUCGAAACUUCAGUAAGCAGAGUACAACAGAAGGAGUGUGCAGGUGACAUGUCGAUGUCUUCUCAUCUGGAACGUACGUCUGACGCCGAGUCGCUGGUAAUCAGUUGGACUCGUAAACGCAUGGAAACGGACAUGUGCCCAGACGGCGAUACUCAGUCUCUUAGGCAGAUGUUUGAGGGCAUUCACGCGGUGCUGACUUCGCUGGCGGCUGAGAACAAAUUACGUACCUACUCUGUUUCACAGUUCACCGAGAAAGUGAAACGCUGUAGCCGAAUGUUUGAAGAAGUUACUCCGAAAUACGACCAAGUGAUCAGAUCCGGUCAAAAAUUGGCUGACCACGGGCCCCCAGAAUUAGAAACGCAGAAGGUGCUGGACGACAUCGACAUGGUGACGACGGAGUACAAUGCCUUGAAACAUACGUUGGACCUCGAAAACCAAGUGGCCACUCUCUUGGCAGACAAGUACAGUCGCAUACUGCAGGAUGUUGGCGUGUGUUCGUCACAACUGCAGCGGAUCGAUAUGCAGUCUAAAGAAGAUCUACAGCAAUUGCUUUUGAAGUACGAAGCUUUUAUUUCGGACUUAAAAUCCACCAACUCCGCUGUCAAGGAUCUUUGCGAAGAUUCUGAUAUUUUCGUUCCAGACAUAUCGGCCGAAGAGGCCUUUAAAAUUAUCUACGUUAAGCGCGAUGACCUUAUGUUGCGACUGAAGGCGAUCGACUGCUCUCCUGAUAAAACAGUCAACGUGUUGCUCACCGACUGUUCCUCGCUAAACAAGGCUCUCACCUCUGCGGUGAUGAAAUUAUGUCGUCAGAUGGGUAAAACUGGCGAAGACAGCCUUCCGUUUUUGGACCGACAGACUGCAUUAAAGGAAACUGAAGACGUUUUUGCUCAAGUUGACGAUUCGAUUGAAAGCUUAAAAACUUUGGCUGAACAGCUGGCAGACGUGUUGCCACCGGCGAACAAAGUCACACUUUUUGAGAAGAUGGCCCACUGUGAGAAGCACUUCGAGAAACUGAAAUUGGAUGCCGCUGGAAAGCGAAUUCAGGUGGAAUCGCGUCUUGCGGUACAUAUGGAUAUUAAAGACAAGACCGAUGAACUUGUCUUCUGGGUCGAUGAGACGGAAGCUCUCCUGAGCUCUCACGCUGAUCCGUUCGACUGUCGGGCUCUACAUAGUUUUAUGGAUCGCUGCGAGGCAAAAAUGGAAGAGGUGAAAGCAAAACAGCGACAGCUGCAAGAAAUAUCAACAUCCGCGGAGGAACUGCUGAAAGGAGAAACCGUGUUUGACCCAGCAAAGCGCAGCUUUAAUCACAACCUUGCGGACCUGACGGAUCGCUUGCAGACGAUCGCGAACGAAACAGAGUCUAAACUAAGUCAGUACCACGAGAAGAUCUCUCGCUGUGUGGCGUUUAGUCAGGAUGUGAACGAUGCAAUGUCGUGGGUUCUGCACGUGAAGAAUAUGAUGCUGGAAUUCAAGUCAGCUAAAAUCUACACCCCUACACGAUUCAAUCUUAAGGUUAUUAAUUUGGAAUAG
Molecule: messenger RNA, 2034 nt
Organism: Soboliphyme baturini
Lineage: Eukaryota; Metazoa; Nematoda; Enoplea; Dioctophymatida; Soboliphymatidae
Source: the annotation of a GenBank genome assembly